This is a messenger RNA of Penaeus vannamei (Pacific white shrimp), 3420 nucleotides long. RefSeq names its product TBC1 domain family member 23 (gene TBC1D23). The record is from RefSeq and is a predicted model, not a curated record. NCBI's taxonomy places the organism in Eukaryota, Metazoa, Arthropoda, Malacostraca, Decapoda, Penaeidae. Gene Ontology annotation, cellular component: trans-Golgi network. Gene Ontology annotation, biological process: retrograde transport, endosome to Golgi.
AAAGCGUCGCCAUCUUCUAGGACUAUCUAUUUUAUGAUGAAUGGAUGGAAUAUUGUUGGAUGGCACAUGUUAUUUGUAAUCAAGGGACUGAUCGAAUUACUACUGCUAUUUAAGUUGAUGUUACCGAUUGCUGCAAAGUUUUGCUUUUAUGACCCUUCUCCAUUUCAGUAACCAUUAAAGAUACUGUAGAAUUUCAAAACAUCCCAAAUCGGAAAAUCCUUCAGUCAUAAGAUCAUUCACUAUGUCAAAAUAACCUCAUAAAGAGACAUGUAAACAAAUAGAUACCAAGAUUCCCCGCACACGCAAGGGAUUGGCAACAGUGUGAGAUCAGUCAUGUCUCUUGAUGAUGAAGACAGUACCUGGCUACUAGCCUUAGAAUCGGCGCUACAUGAGGGCGCUGAUGACCAUGAACUCAUAGGUAUCACAAGAGGUCGGAUUUUGCCAGAGGAACACCGAGCUGAGAUCUGGUAUAUAUGUUUGGGGGGAGGCAAUAAAUUCAGCAACUUUGCACAAUUUGAUGAAAUAUUUGAUUUACAAGACCAGAGUGUUGUUAGAGCAGACGUCAAAUCGCUUGUGGAUAAAUUAGGAAAUGAGGAAGAAGACAAGGUAUCUAUUGUGUGCGAUGUGGAGUCUAUAUUUACGCACUACUGCAAAACACGACACUUGAAAUAUGACACAUCUCAGCUCUGGGGCGACAUUGUGUUGCCGCUCCUGGCUGCAAAGAUGCCUAGAGACCACAUAUAUGUGUGCUUUGAGGAAAUUUUAGAAAAAUAUAUACCAAGGGAAUCCGGCCUGGGUGGCUCUGUAUACCACUUGCUUCGGUUGAUCCUCCUCUACCAUGACCCAGAGCUGUCCACGUUCCUUGACUCGCGCAAGAUCACCCCAGACCUCUAUGCCACCUCGUGGAUGCGGAGUCUGUUCUCCUCAGUGUGUAGUCUGGAUGCCACGAUGGCGGUGUGGGACAUCUACUUCCAGGAGAGAGACCCGUUCUUCAUCCUCUUCCUUGCUCUAGUCAUUUUAGUCAAUGCGAGGGACCAGGUUUUGGAGAUGAAAAGCGAGACGCGUGAUCAAAUAAUAACCAUGUUGAGUGGCAUCCCCGGUGGACUCAGUGUUGAUGACGUGUCGGACUUCUGCUCCUUGGCCAGAUAUUAUAUAAUUAAGACUCCGCACACCUUCAGGAAAGAUUUCACAACAGCAAUAUUUGGUUCUGUGUACAUGGGCCAUGGGGAAGUGUGCAAUAGAGUGGGUGAUCUCCCCCUUUCACAGGCGCUUUGCUUGCCUGUCAGUGCAGAGGAGAUAAUCGAUACUUGUGAUAUGUUGCAAGUUGCUGGUGACGACAUUGAACAGGUGCGGUUCUUCUUGGUGGACUGCCGGCCCUCAGAUCAAUAUAAUGCCGGUCAUCUUCCAAACGCCUUUCACCUCGACUCUAGCCUGAUGCUCCAGCACCCAGCUUCCUUCCAAACUGCCGUCCAGGGUCUCUUUAUGGCCCAGCGUCAGGCCGUUGCCUCGGAGACCCCUGGCUGCGGCCAACACCUCUGCUUCAUUGGCUCAGGGCGUGAACAGGAGGACCAGUAUGUGCACAUGGUUGUGGCUUCCUUCCUACAGCGCAAUAGCCAGUAUGUCAGCCUGGCCAAGGGAGGAUACCAUGCCAUCCACGACCUGCUUGUUCACAAUAUCAGCGAGAGCCUAGCAGACCACGACUCCAAACGGUGCUUGGUCUGUGCGCCAGAUAGCCAGUCCCACUCCUCAGAGCCUGCCGAUCAAGAAGACUUCACCAUUACCACCAAACCCCAGCCAUCACUCAUGAACAAGUUUUCGUCUCUGUCAUCAGUCUUCAAGAUGAGGUCACCACCAGCUGUGGUAGAGAAGCUUACCUCAUUUGUUGGUAAACCCAGUAUCAACUCUGAAAUUAGAGGGAAAUUUUCCGGCUAUGUUGCAAAGUCCACAGCUGUAACUGUGAAGUUGAAGGAGUCGAAUACAGAGCCAAGCAAUGCACAGACUUUCGGGGAAUCUUGUCCGGAGGAAGGUCCAAGUUCUGGGCAGUCUGCGGAGAUGAAGGAGAAGUUAGUUGAAUACAUCACGAACCCCAAUGGUGAUGGAACGACUGUGGAUAGGCAUGUGAGCGCGCAGGAUCGGGGUAAAUUGUACCGCAACCAAGGAGAUGUCUUUAGCAUUGAAGAUGAUGAUGGAGAUGGAGGCGGUGGUGCUGACGGUAGAGAAAAUGACCGCUUGGAAGUAGUGAAAGUAUCUCAGUGGCUGAAGAAACCUGAUGUCAUAACUUCAUUUGCAUGUCACCAAGUCAAAGAAAAUGGGUACAUGUAUAAGUGUCACCUCCUGCUUACGGAUACACUCCUGUUUGUCAUACGUGAAUCCGAAACCAAGUCAGGAGAGGGCCAUGUCACAGCACGGAGAACCUUGGCCUCCAUUGUUAAAAUAACAUCCAAGAAAAGACACCCUGAUCUGAUCACCUUUAAGUAUGGCACUACUUCACCUGAUGGAGAGGUCACUGUGUCAGAUAUGGACAGGUUUCUCAUCCCAAAGGCAAGCGAAGCAACCAAGAUCAUCAAGGAACAGAUCAUGAAACAGAUGGAUGCAGCCAAGUCGUAGUAUGCCGUAGCAGAAACAACGACAGCAACAACAGUAGGCUCUGUCUGUUGCUCAUAGUUGGGCCACUUCCCAAUUCUCUACUGUGCAUUUGCCUAUCUGCCUAUGCCUGUCUAUGUGGCAGUUGGGGUAUCCAGUAGGUCCUCCAUGUCUAGGGGUAAAUGAUAGCGGAUGUUGAAAGAGGUUCUUUGUGUAGGUGUAAAUAGUUUUUUGCUGAUAUUUUUUUUAAAACACUUAACUUGCCCCUUCCCCUAUCCCCAUCCCCAACCUUUUUUUCUAUUAGCUAUGGAAUCAACUUGAACAUAUUGUUUAAGGAGGGUAAAAGUUGAUAGAGAACAAAAAGAAAGACAAAAGUUAGUUAGGUAUUACAUAGUUAUUGUACUUUCUUUUUUUCUGGAUAAUUUGUAAAUGUUUCGUGCUUGAAUAACUAUGAGUGAAUUAUAAGCCAAGGAAAGCCAUGUUCUGUUUGUCACAGGCAUUUGUGAGGAAAGGAUGAAAAAAUAUAUAUGUACCCAUAUAUCCUAACAACUUUAAAAAAUCUUGUCUGUGAUGAACUAACUUGCUAUUUUAAUGUGCUGCUUAAGAGAUAUUUAAAUUAUGUUAAAUAUGUGGAGAAAUGAUGUGAAUGCUAUUUUUUUUUUUGUUUAUAUGAAGUGAAUUUGUCUUUUUGAAAGAGUUGUGAUAAAAGAGAGAAAGUUUAUAAGUCUAUUCCUCAUUGGUGUUUGCAUCAAGUCAUUAAUGAUAUAGUAGUUAUUAUUAUUAUUAUUAACCUGUCCAUUAGCCUAUCCUUUUCAAAUAUAGUUGAUAUCUUUACAA